GCAAAUACACCCACGCCAAAAACUUGCAACUGCUCGCGAAAACCGGUCGCCGACUCCCGAUCGGCCUCAGCGGCGGCGAGUCUCUCCAAUCCGUCAUCUAUAUGCUUGCUACGACGAUGGAGGCGUCACCGAUGUCGUACAAGAAGGCCACGGCGGCCCUGGACGAGGCUGCGAGGGCGAGGCUGCGGGGCCCGUUCUUCGGCAGCACCACGCCGCCCGCCGGGCGCGAGGACGUCGACGACGACGGCCUGGUUGAGUUGGUCGACGAGUUCUACAACGGAUAUGGCGAGGAUGCCGUCCCCAAGCAGGCCGUGGCGCCGCGGGCUGCCGCGUGGAUAGACACGCUGCGAGCGGCGCUGGCAGAUGCGACCGCUGAUGCGGCGGCGGCACGGGUCCGCGCCGAGGCGGAGCGCGCCGUCGUGGAUGCACGGACGACCGUGGCCGGUGGCGAAGGCGUCAGGAAACGCGUCGUGGAAAGGCUACGCGCGAGAGGGUUCGAUGCCGGUAUCUGCCGAUCGUCGUGGGAAAGAAGCAGCAGCUCCCCGGCGGGCAGCCACGAGUACGUGGACGUGGUAUUGUCGGCGGGCUUUUCGACGUCUCGCUACAUCGUCGAGGUCAACGUCGCCGCGGAGUUCGAGACGGCGAGGCCCAGCGCCGAGUACCAGGAGCUCCUCCUCGCGCUCCCGCCGGUGCUCGUCGCGACGCCGGAGGCUUUCAAGCAGGUCGCCGCGGUAAUGUGCGCGGCGGCGGCGGAGUCGAUCCGAGGCGCCGGCAUGCACGUGCCUCCGUGGAGGCGGGCGCGGUACGUCCAGGCCAAGUGGUCCGGCAAGUACAAGAGAAUGGCGGCCCCCGUCGCCGGGCCGACUGUGGCGCAACGGGAAGUGCCGAGCAGCACUACAUCGUCCGAUGCUCGCCGGCGGCGCACCAUGCCGUCCGGUGGCCCGAUGAAUUGCGGAAUGGAGAUGGGGCGGGAAGGAUUGGUCGGCGCGAGGCCGUUGAUGUUCAGAGGAUUGUGACACGAUGCUGUAUGCAUGCAACACCGGUGCUCUGAUCGGAGAUGAGAUGACGAGCCUGUCCGUUUCUUUAGCCUCUCUGGCUUGCCAGCUGUCUAUCAUUUAUACGGAGUAUUUAACUUUUAUUUUUUCCGGCAAGGGGCUAGCUGUAGAAUGUUCUUGCUGGUCACGGCUGUUGAAGUGUAAGUUUUGGGAGGUUCUGUACUGGCCUAUGAAAAAUUAGUAACUGUAAGAUAUACAUUCAUCUAUCCAAAAAAAUGUAUAAAUUUGUUUUA
Messenger RNA from Lolium perenne, 1288 nucleotides. RefSeq lists its product as uncharacterized. Lineage: Eukaryota; Viridiplantae; Streptophyta; Magnoliopsida; Poales; Poaceae. The record is from RefSeq and is a predicted model, not a curated record.